Molecule: messenger RNA, 1948 nt
Organism: Seminavis robusta
Lineage: Eukaryota; Bacillariophyta; Bacillariophyceae; Naviculales; Naviculaceae
Source: the annotation of a GenBank genome assembly
UACCGAUAUCCUGCAUGUACGAUCUUUUUUGAAAAGAGGAUAUUGUCUUGCUCUCACAAUUCCAACUCACGCAAAGCAAUACAAAACAAGUUCAGUCAAAUCCGACGCAAUUUACUUUACAAAACAAACAUGAAGAUCUCCAGUGUAAGCUUGAUGAUGCUCUGUGCCAGUACGGCAGCAGUGAAGCCCAAAAUGAGGGGACUUCGUUCCAGCAACCGUCGUGCCCAGGAAGAUGUUGUGAACUCCAUCCACGCCAACGUCGACUCCUUGUGGGAAGCAGAAGGAUUGCCCGGUCUGACAGAGGCGAUCGCGAUUGAUAGCCAAAGCCCAAACUUCAACCCAGAUUGGGCCGAGACAGGCGAACUGCACGCCAUUCUUGAUUUCUACCUUCAGCAUGCCACUGAAAAACUGGGAAGCCGCACCAAUGUGUCUCACAAGGUCUAUGGAGGGGCUAACGCCACGUUUCCUACCCCACCUCUCCUUACGAUCACUGUUGAGGGAUCCCGUCAUGGUCAAGAAGGAGCCCCCGAAGUGCUCCUCUACACGCAUGCUGACACUCAGCCCCAUAACGGCGCCGACUGGACUCAUGGUGAUCCGCUUGUUGCCACUCGCGUGAACGCCUCAGGCGACUUGUUGUACGGAAGAGGAACCACCGAUGACAAGUAUGCAUUCUUCUCUGCCGUGAUUAUGUUUCAAACUCUCAUGGAGCAGGGCUUGCCUUACCCCACAGUUCAUAUUGUGGUGGAGACGGAAGAAGAAAGCGGAAGCCCUCAUCUUGAGCCACAUUUGGACGAGUUGGUGCACGAUAUUGGUUCUCCUGACGUAGUCUACGUACUUGAUUCUGGUGGUCCCGACCAGUCUCACAUGUGGAAUACAAGAUCUCUGCGCGGAUUGAUUUCUGGAGUCUUGCGGGUGGAGCUCUUGGAAUCGUCCGUCCACAGUGGAACUGCGGGUGGAAUUGUGCCCUCCGUCUUCCGUCUUAUGAACAACAUCAUUUCGGAUCGCAUUGAAGAGCGAAACGGAGAUAUCAUUGCUGCGCCUCUCGUCCACAAUACAUCGGAUAUUGACAAAGCAGCUGCACUUUCUUUGGCGGAAGUCAUGGGAGACACUGUCUUCAGCACAAUGCCAUGGCUCGAAGGAACGUCACCUAUGCCAGAUGGGUCUACUCCAACAACUCAAGAUAUCGCGGACAUGCUGGUUCGCAACAGCUACCAGCCCGCACUAGCAAUCAUUGGAUGGGACCAUGCUGUUAUGCCGGCCCUCGACAAAGGCGGAAAUGUUGUCCAACCAUACAUUGAGGCCAAGCUCAGCAUUCGAUGCUCUCCUUACACCGACGUCUUUUCUGCAGCGGAAGAGUUGAAGCGCUUGAUUGAAGCCCCUCCACAUGCGCAUGGAGCCAACGUCACGUUCACCAUCGGUGGCACUUCGCCAGGGUUUGCAGCCGAUCCACUUCCAGCUUGGUAUCAGAACAUUGUCAAUGAAGCAGCCGUGCCAAUCUUCGGGGCUGAAAUGUUAGAUGUUGGCAAGGGUGGAACGAUUGGUUUCCUUGCGACAAUUCAAAAGAAGUUGGAAGGAUCCAUCAUCCACAACACAGGACUUUUUGCUCCGUCCAGCAAAGGACAUGCGCCCGAUGAGUCCUUGGACAUUGAGGCUGUAAAGAAGUUCACCAGCGUCAUGACGUACACCCUUCAGAGCCUCAUGACUGCCGACAGGACUGUCGAAGAAGAGCCUACAACCGUGGGUCGAGCCGGAGACGGAGCUUGAGGCGUCUUCAGGUUCGGCCCAAGGAAGUCUUUCAACUAGUCUCUCGGUGUUGUUGACGAUCGGUUGCAUGAUGAUGGUUUCGGUGUGAAAAGGUUGACGGUGCGAGGAGCGAGAGAGAGUUUUAGAGAGCGAAGCAACGAAGAAAUAACUAAGAACAACACGGAUAAGCAAAUAAACAGGACGU